This is a messenger RNA of Diatraea saccharalis (sugarcane borer), 2779 nucleotides long. The record is from the annotation of a GenBank genome assembly. Lineage: Eukaryota; Metazoa; Arthropoda; Insecta; Lepidoptera; Crambidae.
AAUCCUCUUGUUCCUAGCUUCAAGCAGACAUAUUUUUCGGAUCUCAAAAUGAGUUCUCAAUAAAAAAGUUUUCAUAGCGAUAUAAAAACUUUUUUCCUACAAUGUAGACCAAGAAGAAAAGAAAGAAUAUUACGAAAUUUUGAAAAUUGAAACAAACCAACUAUCUUUUGUUCCGAUGAGCCAGACGCGUUCAAACAUCCUACCAUGGGCCAAAUUUUCAAGUAACCAUAGAAAUAUUUAUAAAAAUUCCAAGUUUUCCGGUCAAUAGCAAUAACAUAAAAUAGCACAAAAACACAGCAAAACAUGGCUCUAGUACUGAGGAAGGCGGUAUUGACGAGAAAUGUCUCGUUUCUGAAAUGCAUAAAAGGACGACAAAUUGCUACUACUGCAAACAAGAAUAACCCAGCUCCUUUAUGUAAGUAUAUGACUAUUGAUAAGUAGUUAUAAUCAGUUAGUUACCUGUUCUUUUGCUAAAUAAAUUAAAAAACUAUUUGUUAGUUGGAUUUGCCUACAUAGUCAUGACUUCUAUUUUGGAAAGUAUACCUUAUAUCAUUUAUCUGGUAUUUUCAUAUUUUUCGUAAAUAUAAUCUACAUAAGUUAAUAUUUUCAUCAGUGAUCAUAUUAAUAAUAUAAAUUAGCAGGUAGUAGUUGUCUAUUUGUAUGCUUAAUAUCGAAAAGGUAAGUUGUAAGUACUUCGUUAAUAUUUUUUCCGUUCCUAAUGAAAAAAGCGACUGUCGUACCAAAUGUCAUUUAAUUUUGAUGUUUUUAACUGUCAAUUUAGUCAAACGGUAAAAUUUUAAUUGAUAUAUAGUUCCGUAAUGUUAUUUUGGAGAACGGUGGUCGCCGUAGGACCUCCAGCCUUUAAUACUCGACGAGGCGAUGCGCGUCCGUCGUUCUUCCGAAUAGCAUCCGCGGCUAGCCGACGGCUUCUUUGCCGAGUAUUAAAUGUUGGAUGUCAUUUGCAGCGGUGGCCACCAACGGCGUAUCGAUGUUCGGCUCGCCACUGACCGCCCGCACCGCGAUCCUUUGUUGUGGUGAUCAAACUGGUUCGGUACGAUUUUUCGCCGAGAAGAAGGAUGAAAAGAAAGGAGGUUGUCCAUGCCCGACUUGCGGUUGUCCCUGUCCUUGUGGACCGUGUGGCCCAUGCGGGCCCUGUGGUCCAUGCGGGCCUUGUGGACCAUGUCGUUGCCCGUGCCCAUGUGGACCUUGCGGACCCUGCGGCCCUUGCGGACCGUGUGGACCCUGCGGGCCAUGUGGACCCUGCGGACCUUGCGGGCCUUGCGGCCCCUGCGGACCUUGUCGAUGCCCAUGCCCAUGUCCGUGUCCUUGCGGACCUUGUGGCCCCUGCUGUCCACCACCCUGUAAUCCAAAGCCUAAGAAGUGUCAAUGUGGUUCAUGUGCCUGCAGUUGCAUGAUGCCUGACCUUCAGACAAGCGCUGAAAAUACCCCUCAACAUCAGACACCCGUCCAAGAACCUUUAAAGGCAGAAGAAAUUAAGAAGGAUAAAACACCUUCGCGACGUUCUGCUACUGCAAAGGCAGUGCUAUGCCGAAGCUUGAAGAAAGACAAAAGGCAUCUGUAUUUGGGGUACACGAAGAUUGGAAAGUCGAGACGGCUGUCACCCGUGGGAAGGUGCCCCAAACCACGCAGUACAUGGCGGUUGCGACUCAGCGAGUCGUGUCCCACCCUUGCUCCUGAAACCAGACCGAAGAUUCGUGUGUCGGUCCGACACAUUAGCCCACCACCCAGUACUAGGCUUUCGUGUUCCGUCCAACCUUCUGCGACAAUGCCGUUAUUUGCCAGCUAUAGUCCUCUGCUCCGAAUGUCUAAUCCUAAUACCACAUCAAGACGCUUCUUUUCUGCGAAACCCUGCAACUGUGGAUGCCCAUGUCCCUUCCCUUGCGGCCCAUGUGGCUGCGCUGGUGGUUGCAGUUGCCUGCCGCCUCCUUGUAAUACCCCUCCCCGUUGCGUUCAAUACAUGACCGGGUACUACUAUUACCCUUAUGGUACUUGGUUCUGUGGACCUUAUCAUGUGACCGGUACUUGCACUCCAGUAGGUCCUUGUGGAUCUAAAUGUGCCUGUGGACCGUGUGGUCCAUGUGGCCCGUGUGGUCCAUGUGGUCCAUGUCUCCCAUGUGGUGCUUGUGGCCCAUGUGUGAAAUGCGCUGUUUGUCCAGGACCAGUUUGCCCACCAACUAUGUGCACUCCUGCUGUAUGUCCUAUGGGUGUUAUGGGGAAUCAGGCACCUAUUCGCGAUAUUCCUAAAACCGGUGUUAUGCCUGGUAAUCAAAUAAGAAGCCCGCUCUCUCAAGAUGAAUCAUGUAAGCAGAUUUCGAAAUCUGGAAUAUCUAGAUUCUUUCCCUUUGAAAAUAAGUCGACGGCAAAUCAUCCGGCUCCUAAAACUCUUCCUACAACCACAGUGCUAUCCUCGUUUUUUUGCCCAUAUAGUACUCAAGAAAAUCUUAUUCCAGAUAACUUUGACCCAUUUUCACAAAUAUACGGGUCAAAAUCUAGCACGUUCAGUAAAACAUCUCCUUAUUCUGAUGCAAAAGGUUUUACAAAUACUUCUAAUAUUUCUGGAUACGGGAAUGAGAGCAAAAAACGGUCCAAGAAUGUUUGUCCACCUUUAGAAAAGCCUCGAUCUUUAAUGACACAGGAGCAGAGGAACAGACCAAGAGUAAAAGCAGGCGCGUUCAACCAUACCUCUAUUCCAAACUAUAGGAACCCCUAUCCUAGUCCCAAUAUUGAUCACAAAUUUAAAGCAUAUAAAUCACAAUAG